This is a messenger RNA of Thrips palmi, 440 nucleotides long. RefSeq lists its product as uncharacterized. The transcript is spliced from 2 exons. Lineage: Eukaryota; Metazoa; Arthropoda; Insecta; Thysanoptera; Thripidae. The coding region runs from base 96 to 401 and encodes 101 amino acids. The record is from RefSeq and is a predicted model, not a curated record.
UCUUUAUCACUUAUCUUCACUGAAAUUUUUGAGAUGCUGUCGGUUCCUUUCCACUCAUUGCAGUUUUUGUUUUCCUCGGGUUUAAACCUCACAAAAUGGCACCCCCCGAGAAUCACGUCUUGCCGGUUGCUGAAGAGGAAGAUGGAAACGAUGAUGAUAAUGAGAGUUACGACUCGUCGAAGAAUACUCUAGUGACGAGUCCAUGGAUGAGGAAGACUCACCGGAUCAGAUUUCCUCUUCGAGCGAGUCGGACAUCUCAUCCGAAACGGAGCAAUCUCAAGGAGAAGACUUCGAGGAUUCGUUCGAUGAGGAAUGCGACCGCUGUGCCGUGUGCUACAAAGAGGCGAUGUGGACCUGUGGGGAGUGCAAUGACGAAUUCUACUGUAGCGUGGACCACUUGAAUCGUGACGGGGCCACGAAAAAGUGUGCUUCGCCGGGGA